Messenger RNA from Cucurbita moschata (crookneck pumpkin), 2550 nucleotides. Its product is annotated as SUN domain-containing protein 4-like. The coding region runs from base 690 to 2465 and encodes 591 amino acids. Gene Ontology annotation, biological process: protein folding in endoplasmic reticulum. The transcript is spliced from 6 exons. NCBI's taxonomy places the organism in Eukaryota, Viridiplantae, Streptophyta, Magnoliopsida, Cucurbitales, Cucurbitaceae. Gene Ontology annotation, cellular component: cytoplasm; membrane. The record is from RefSeq and is a predicted model, not a curated record.
UUCUUUUAGAUAUCAAAAUGGACAUUCCAAUCUACUUUUUGUUUUUAGUUUUUGAAGUUAGAGAGAGGCGAAAGAUGAACAGUGGAAAUGCAAUUUUAGAGCGAGAGUUGGAUUUGAAAUCGAGGAAACAAGAUGGAACCGUUUCCAAAUGAAAACGAAUUUCAAGUUUUCGAUCAUCAAACGCCUUGUCGACGCGCCCUAUACGUUAAUCUUCACCUUUAACCAUGUAUGAUUUUACUUCUCUUGUUUUCAAUUCGAUUCUCCUUCCUUCAACUUCACACCUCAUUCUCUCAAUUUCUUCUUCUCUUCUUUGACUCCUUCUCAUUUCCUCAUUUCCGCAUUCCCGAUGCCGAUCGCAAUUCAAGGUUAUGAUCAACUGGAAGGUCUUAUAAUUGAUCUCGCUCCUUAACUUUCGAAAUCCACCUAGAUGUGGCCACGACACCGUCCGGUUUUGGUGGGACGGUGUUUCUUUUGUAUAAAAAGGUGCUGUUUGAUUAGCUCCCAAGAUCUCACUUUGUUUUAUCGAGAACUUAUCAUUUUCAGAAAACGGAGUGGGUUUGGAGAUGGAUCAUCUUUAAGAAUCAAGUACAUGUCAGAUUUCCUAUACGAAUUUUACAGGAAGCUUCAUUACUUGACGCAUACUUCUUGUCCAUAGGCAGUGGACGAUUUGUGGCCUGAUUUGAUGUGAGAUGCAGCGGUCACGUAGAGCUCUUCUGCAGAGAAGAGCUUUGGAGAAAACUACCGGUGGGAGGAAUGGCUUGUAUAUGUUCUCUCUGUCUUUACUUUUUGUUUUGUGGGGGCUUUUCUUCCUCCUUAGCCUAUGGAUCAGACAAGGCAACAGCCGUGGAGAUGGCUGCACCGAUCUACCAGAUAGCAUAUCAACUUGGAAUAAAUCCACGAGUGGAAGCUACAAGCAUUCUGAAAUUAUUACUGAAAGCCGUCAGAAUAAAAAUUGUUCAGUUGCUCUUUUAAAGGAUCGGUUCAUCGACAGUGCAGAAUCUAUAGCCUUUGACGAUGAUAUCGUUGGUCGUGAAGAAAAUGUAAAUCAUGACAAUUUUGAUGAGGAUGUACAUUUGCUUGCUUUUGGAGAGCAGCCUGAUGAGAAGAAAAAUGGUUUAGGAAGGAAUUUUCAAACUGACUCUCUGAAGGCUGAUCGACUGUCUCAUGUUUUACCCCUUGGUCUCGAAGUAUUCAAAAGUAGAGCAUUUAUCUCAGAAACCAAAACCAGACCUGGUCAACUGGAAAGUGCUAUACAUAGGUUGGAGCCUAGCGGUGCAGAAUACAAUUAUGCAGCAGCUUCAAAGGGGUCGAAGGUAUUGGGAUUUAACAAGGAAGCCAAGGGAGCCUCAAAUAUAUUAGGAAGGGACACAGAUAAGUACCUCAGAAAUCCAUGUUCUGCUGAGGAAAAAUUUGUUACUAUGGAACUCUCUGAAGAAACGUUGGUGCGUACAAUUAAAAUUGCUAAUUUUGAGCACCAUUCUUCCAAUUUGAAGGAAUUUGAGCUUCUUGGAAGUUCGGUUUAUCCUACAGAUGUAUGGGUAAAGCUUGGAAACUUUACUGCUGCAAAUGCAAAGCACGCUCAAAGGUUUGUCUUAGAGGAGCCGAAAUGGGCGAGAUACCUGAAGUUGAGGCUUUUAAGUCAUCACGGUUCAGAAUUCUACUGCACACUGAGUGUUUUUGAAGUUUAUGGACUGGAUGCUGUCGAGGAAAUGCUGGAGGAUUUGGUUUCGGUUCAUGAUAAUACUUUCAUAUCAACAGGACUUCCUGCUUAUGAUGAAUCAACGGCGAAGGACAACGACGAACAUCAUAACUACGACGGAGAAAUAUCCCCUUUAAGGAGUGACGGUGAUAUUGUUCAGGAUUUGGUUAAACAUGAUUUACCAGAGAGGUUUCAAGAACUGCGGCAUCAUCAAGCAGGCAGGAUGCCUGGGGACACUGUUCUCAAGAUACUGAUGCAGAAAGUUCGCUCAUCUGAGUUAAGCUUGUCUAUCUUGGAGCGGUAUUUGGAAGAACUAAAUUCCAAAUAUGGAAAUAUUUUCAGACAGUUCAAUGAUGAGACCAGAGAGAACGAGCUACUCCUACAGAAGAGCCGAGAAGACAUAAGGAAUCUCCUCAGAAUCCAGGAGAGCGCUGGUAGAGAUGUUAGGGAUCUCAUUUCUUGGAGGUCCUUUAUUUCUCUGCAGUUGGAUAGCCUUCUCAGAGACAAUGCAAUCCUCAGAUCUGAGAUUGAGAAGGUUGAGGAGAAACAGAUUUCUCUGGAGAAUCAAAGCGCUGCAGUGGUUUUUGUAUGUAUGAUUUUUUUAUUAUUUACUCUGACGAGGCUGUUCUUAGAUAUGGUGGUUAGUGUUUAUACAGGAACAAGUAUGGAAAGGAACAGCAAAUCUGGUAAAUUUCGUAUGAAUACUUCCUGGAUUCUCUUGCUGCUAAGCUGUAGCUUCUUCAUUUUCAUACUUUUACUUUUCUAAGAAAUGUAUCCAACACUUCCACAUUUUCCCUAGUGAAGGUUAAAAAAAAAAAAAAGGAACAUUCAGCACACUACGCUUUUGCAAA